CGACUCCAUCACCCCUCUCAUUGCACGCACACCGUUCCGCUCCGGCCUCUCCGCUCGCCUCCUUCCUAGCUCCCUCCUCCCUCCCCCACCAUUGACGUAGCCUAGCCGGUGACUUCCGGUGAGAGGGCACAGUGAUUAGUUGGCUAGAUCAUCAGGAUGCGGAUGAGCUGCAACGGCUGCCGCGUGCUGCGCAAGGGGUGCAGCGACACCUGCGCCAUCCGGCCGUGCCUGCAGUGGAUCCGCAGCCCCGACGCGCAGGGCAACGCCACCGUCUUCCUCGCCAAGUUCUACGGCCGCGCCGGCCUCAUCAACCUCAUCACCGCCGGCCCCGAGAACGUCCGACCCGCAAUCUUCCGGUCCCUGCUGUACGAGGCCUGCGGCCGCAUGCUCAACCCGGUGUACGGCUCCGUCGGCCUGCUCUGGUCCGGGAACUGGCAGCUCUGCCAGUCCGCCGUCGAGUCGGUCCUCCGCGGCAUGCCCAUCGCGCAGCCGCCGCCCGCCGCCGCCACGGCCGUCCCGCCUCUCCGGACCUGCGACAUCCGCCACGUCGCCAGGAGACAAGCCGCUGACCAAGGCGCCGUGGCCGCCGCCGCCCUCCACCGGAUGGCCAACAGCUCCCGCGGCCAAUUCAAACGCUCCGGCGGCGGCGCCCACAGGUCGUCGGCAGCAGGUUGCGGCGACUCCGCCAUCGAGCUCGUCUUCUCCCAGCCGGCGGCCGCCAUGCUGGCCGACGUCCGGCAGGCGCAGCCGCUGAACUGGGCGCCGCGGCAGCCCAGCCAAGAGUACUCCGCAGGGAGCCUUGACGCCGCGCCGGAGACCGAUAGCAACGCCUCCGGGGACACCGUCGAGGUCUCUCAUGUCAGUCAGUCCGAGCCGGAGCCACCAAGGGAAAGCGAUGAGCGCGCGGAUGGCCUGGAUCUCACGCUAGGCCUCCCCCCGACGGCGCACAAGACAGAGCCGUCAGACUUUGACGACGAGCAGCUUUGUCACAGAGGCGAGCCGCGGGUGAAGCUCGGCUUGGCGAUGGAUUCUAUUUCUAGAGCUAGAUAAUGGAGUGUCAUGCAUAUGUUAUCAUGUGGGGCUUUUGUGAUUGACAGAGGAACGACGACCAUGUAUUUAUCCAUCCGUAGGAGUCUUUUUCACUUCCUCUGGUUUUGAAGACAUCGUCUAACAACAGUUCUGAGUGCAGAUCCUUUUUUUGCCUUUCUGAUGAUGUAUGAUACUCCGUUUUUUACUUCAGAUGUUUGCGGUGACGUAUGUCAAAUCGUA
Molecule: messenger RNA, 1269 nt
Organism: Panicum virgatum (switchgrass)
Lineage: Eukaryota; Viridiplantae; Streptophyta; Magnoliopsida; Poales; Poaceae
Product: LOB domain-containing protein 42-like
Exons: 2
Coding region: 157-1050 (297 amino acids)
Biological process (GO): regulation of gene expression
Source: RefSeq, a predicted model, not a curated record